UCUAAGCCUACUCUUCUAAGAUUUCGACAUCAACCUAGUAUCCCAUAAUAUCAACGCAGCCUAUGCAAUGAGUUCUAAAUGUUGUUAUCAGCAAUAAUGACCCCCCUUCACCACAGUUCAUAUCCCUAAUCUUCACUCUAAAUAGACGUCCGAUCAGAUCUUGAAAGUUCAGCAAAGUUUCAGUCUCACACACUGUUGAGUUGGCCAUCCAUUCCCGCGACGUAUCCUACGAUGGAACUUUCACAAACAGACGUUGUUUGUCGAUUUUGCACCGAGAUCGAUCUCGAAGGACUGCGUGUUUCUCAUACGACUAUCAGUGCCUUGCUAGCCUCUGCCAAAAAAGGAUGUCCCGGCUGCAAAUUCUUUCUGGAUGUUUACCAACGGGACCUCGACGAUAUAUGCAGUAACAAUGAAAUCACGCCUCCGUUCCAGGCUGCAGAACAUCUCAGCUCGCACGCCAAACUGUUUCCAGAAGAAGAGAUCUCAAUCAAACGAAUGAAGAAGAAUGAAGUGAUGAUGGAUUUUCCUACCAUUGUUGUUCAGGACCAGUACUACCUUCCUUCCUGGUUGGAGUUUGGACUGAGCAGUACUCUCGAUUCUCACCCUAUUCGAAUCGAUGGAGAGAUCGAGACAAACAACCGUCAGGGUGAAGAACUUGUGAGGCCCAUAUCCUCGCACUCGGGAGAUGAUGCGUGCCUCGAUUUGGCAAAGUCAUGGCUCGAACAGUGCACACACCAACACGGUGGGUUAUGCGCUUCACUCGCUGACUCUCCACUGCCUACAAGACUUAUAUAUAUCCCAAGGGCUGUAUCUGAAUCCUUACGUCUAUGUAAUACAGAGGAAAGCAAGGGAUCUUACGUGGCAUUAAGUUACUGUUGGGGCCAAGGCAAUACCUUUCAAACCACAAGAUCGACACUUAAGGAGAGGCUCGCGGGAUUUAACAUCGAGUUAUUGCCUAGGACGCUCCGUGAUGCUGUCUAUAUUGCUCGAUUUAUGGGCUUUGAGUGGAUAUGGAUUGAUGCCCUCUGCAUUAUACAAGGAGACGCCGAAGACUGGGGUCGUCAUUCUGCUCUUAUGGGUGCGGUCUAUGGAAAUGCAGCCUUCACCAUAUCAGCUAAUAAUGCGGCUGACGCUGGACAUGGAAUAUUCGGUCCUCGGAAAAUACUGUCCUGUAGCAUUUUCGGAGAACGACACGAUCGUUGCCUGUGGACUACAGGACGAUCCUUCAAUACCAUAAUGUCACUGCCACUUCACACACGUGGUUGGGCAUUCCAAGAGCGAAUGUUGUCUCCGCGUACUCUCCAUAUCUUGGGAGAUCAAAUCGCAUGGGAGUGCAGCACAGACAUCUACCGAGAAGGUCUCCACAAAAGCGUGCCGUACUGGGAACGCGACUCCAAGAGACACCAAUAUGCAGAUAUGUUGAAAGACAUAACAAAGUCAUACAAUAACAGUCCUUCGGGUUUAAACAAGCGGAUCAGAAUGUGGAACAACAUAGUAGAGGAACUCUCCAACCGAAAUUUCACAUUCGAAAGCGAUAGACUGUCUAGUAUCUCUAGUAUUGCUUCGAGCCUAGAAGUCCCAGAGUUAGGUCACUAUCUGGCCGGUGUAUGGGAACAUGACCCGUUCAUGUCCAUGUGUUGGAUCCCAAGUACCAACUCAUCCUGGAACCAAACCCAUGCGACGCCGUCGUGGAGCUGGGCCUGGGUAAGUGAUCGAUUAGACAUGCCUCUCAGCCCGAAUUCGAGGGGCAGUCCAGAUUUCACCGAUUCGAUUGAUUGGAAUGCUGAAUUUGGCCCUAUACUACUGGACUUCCACGUGACACCUCGAGGACCAGAUCCCAAAGGCCAAGUGAUGGAUGGAAGCUACCUUGUCAUAGAUGGAAGUUGUCAAACGAUACGUGUCAAAGAGCUCUAUGACCCUUCACGAUCGUAUGGCGGCCCGGAUACUACCUUGAUAUACAUCGAUGGGAAUAAAAUGGUCGACGAGGACAAGGAUCUGGUUGUUUGUUUUGAUGGUGAUCCUGGCAACGAUUCUGAGCUGAACGAUAAAGACGCCUGGAGUACAUACUUGUGCGUGCAGAUGAAGAGAGAGAGCGAGUGUGACUCAUGGGUUUAUGCUUUAGUACUGCGACGUAUUGAUGGUAUGGAAGAAGCGUAUACACGAGCGGGACUGUGCGAGUUCAAAUCUUACAUUCAUGAUAGUGGAUGGGAGAGGAAAGUGCUGAAACUGUACUGAAAAGUGCUGUGCAAAUAUAGACUCUACACAUCAAGGCCGCAUUAAGCAUGAUCUGAUGCUAUCAAGUCUUAGCGGCAUCAACCUUGCCGUUGACUUUUUCAACUCUCAAUCAACGACCCGUUGAGUAUAUUUCAGGUCUUCACGGAUUUUCAGGUACACCCCUCGCCCGUGAUUCGGCCACCUUCCAUAUGAGACACUGAUUCGCAUGCGUGCUGAGUGUGAUCUCAGUGCUGAUGAUUGCAAAAACCGUCUGAUGCUGAUUUGCUGGAUAGGUAAGUUGAGCUGAGAGCUCAGAGUGGAAAGUAGUUGAUGGAAGGGAUCGGCAAUGCAGGGUCUCCGAACCUCCGUUUAUGACGGAGUUGGAUGUUCACUACUUACAAUGUUUCGAAACUCAAGCUGUUUGAGCUAAUAAAAGCAUGUCUGACG
This is a messenger RNA of Dothidotthia symphoricarpi CBS 119687, 2661 nucleotides long. Its product is annotated as HET-domain-containing protein. Lineage: Eukaryota; Fungi; Ascomycota; Dothideomycetes; Pleosporales; Dothidotthiaceae. The record is from RefSeq and is a predicted model, not a curated record. The coding region runs from base 232 to 2235 and encodes 667 amino acids. The transcript has 2 exons.